Molecule: messenger RNA, 1363 nt
Organism: Aspergillus uvarum CBS 121591
Lineage: Eukaryota; Fungi; Ascomycota; Eurotiomycetes; Eurotiales; Aspergillaceae
Product: NAD(P)-binding protein
Exons: 3
Coding region: 267-1265 (332 amino acids)
Source: RefSeq, a predicted model, not a curated record
CUUGAUGGAGAUACUGAUGUUAAACCCCAAGAUCCAAUGUGGUGUCGGACAUAAGAAGACCAUCGCUGUAUCUGUGUCCAAAUCUACCUCCGUAAACUCCGCUCCGCUUAACGAAACCAUGAGGCACUGGCGAUCAUGGAUAUAAAUACCAUGCUAGCACCCAGAAAUAGCCUUCGUUCCAUCGAACUAACAGCCAGCAACGACAAUUUCAUUUCAAUUGACAGCUACAUCCUUCGUCACCAAAGCAAGAAGCAGAAGAGUUGACAAUGUCCGUCGACGAAGUGGUCUCGACCCAACGCCGCAACCUCCCCCUCCUCGCCACCCCGGAGGCCGUCACAGGGAGAACCUACAUCGUGACCGGGGCGAACACCGGCCUUGGCUUCGAAGCAGCGAAGCAUCUCGUCGCGCUCGGAGCCGGCAAGGUCAUCCUUGCAGUCCGGAGUAUCGAGGCUGGCGAGAGGGCGAAAGACGCGAUCAACAAAAGUAGCGGUCGUCCAGGCGUGGUGCAGGUGUGGCACCUGGACCUCAGCAGUUUCGACUCGGUGAAGGCGUUUGCGCAGCGGGCAAUUGCAGAGUUGGAGCGCAUCGACGCGGUGAUUGAGAAUGCCGCGGUGGCGAUGAUGGGCCCCGUCCGUGCGGAGGGCCAUCUCCUGGCGGUGACGGUGAAUGUGCUGGGUACGUUCUUGUUGGCUGUGCUGUUGGCGGGCAAGAUGCGGGAGAGUGCGGAGAGGAGUGGCGGUGGACUCGUUAGGGUGGUGGUUGUGACGAGUCGCGUCGGGUUCACAGCUGAGGAGGAGUGGCAGCGGAUCUGCGAGGAUCCGCUGGUGGGCAUGGAACAAGAUGAGGGGUUGCAGGUUAAGAGUUAUCCUCUGUCGAAGCUGAUGGAGAUCUUGGCGCUGAAGCACCUCGCGACUUUACUGCCCGUCGAGCGCACCGGGGUGGUCUUCAAUCUGGUUUGUCCCGGUCUUUGCACGACUGAGCUGAUCCGUAAUGCUCCCCCGGACUAUAAGGCGCAGGUCACCGAUAUGAACCAGCUUUACGGGCGAACGGCAGAAGAUGGGAGUCGGACGCUGCUGCAUGGUGCGGUGGCGGGGUCCGAGUCUCAUGGGUGUCUGCUACAUUCGUGCGAGAUGGGCGAGAAUGAUGUGCCCAACUGGGUGACCGACGACGAAGGGAAAGCAAUGCAGAAACGAAUGUGGGAUGCUGUUGCCGAGGUGUUGGAGUCGGUUGAGCCGGGAUGUGUGGACGCCAUGCUGAAGCAGUAGUUGAAUGGUCGGCCAUCAUCGCGAAAAAGACUGGCUAGGGUCAUUGCUUUAGAAAGUAACUCUCAAGUAAUAAGUUGCACUCUCUUGUUCAUACCUCU